Melanaphis sacchari is the source of this 1601-nucleotide messenger RNA. RefSeq lists its product as uncharacterized. The transcript has 2 exons. Lineage: Eukaryota; Metazoa; Arthropoda; Insecta; Hemiptera; Aphididae. Gene Ontology annotation, biological process: regulation of DNA-templated transcription. The coding region runs from base 329 to 1546 and encodes 405 amino acids. Gene Ontology annotation, cellular component: H4/H2A histone acetyltransferase complex; nucleus. The record is from RefSeq and is a predicted model, not a curated record.
GACGCUCGACGAAAGUAGCAGGCUCGCAAAAAGAAAUAACGAAAAUUCGAUAAUACCAAAAGUUUAAAGCGUACGAAGUGGUUUGUGACGAAUAAAAGUGACAACGGUAAACGUCUAAAUAGGUGAACACAAAUUAAUUUGGGACGGUCCCAUCCUUUACACUAUUACAGUGAUUACACUAACUCCGACUAAACGACGCCUGCAACAUUGUUGUUAUAUUUGUUGUUGUUUUUUCAAUUGGUGGUAUUGUUGUUGUUACCUAUACUCGGAAUCAUUUGACCACAUUCACCUACAGGGUUGUAAAGAACGCUUAUCAAGUAUUUGAGUCAUGUCAAGUCAAUCGUCGAUCAAAUCAGACGUAACAAAUUGUUCAGCAACAGAUAACAAUGAUCUUAUUGAUUUAGAACCAACUAAAGAUUUCGAAUGGACUUUAUCACUUCAGAGGUAUUUGCUAAUAAAUAUGAGACGUUUAAAGCCUUGUGGAAUUAACAAACACCUAAGUAUGCUUCUUCUAAAAGAAAAACUUAAAAAACAAUUCAAUAUUGAUUUACCAAAUAUGGUUAUAUGGGAUUAUUUGGAAAGUAUAUGGGAUCUCAGAUCUGCUGAUAUUAUAGAAAAUAUAAGUUUUGAUACUAGUAAGAAAGAUUUUGUUUUACCUGAAGAGUUUGACCAGUUAAUUGCCGAAGAAGGAGAAAAAAUUAAAAAACUAGAAAAUGAAAAUUUAAAUGAUGAAAUUAAUAAGAAAAAAUCAUUAAAUUGGAGUGGUAAGACAAGAUCUAAGUCUAAUUCUAUGUCCUCUGUAGACUCAAAGGAAGGUCUUAAUGAGACGAUACCUUCAACACUAUCAGAAAGCCCUCCAAUUAAAACAAGUGAAGAACGAUCUGAAGAUGGUCCAUGUACAAGAAGAUCAUUGCGCACAAAUGACAAACUAGAAAAUAGUAAAUCUGAUGAAAAAAACAAGUCAAAAGACUUGAAACAACAAAAUAAAAAAGUAUUAAAUCAAUCUAAAGAUAAUAUAGAAAAAAUUGAAAAAAUUUCAAAUUUUAGAGGUCGAAAAAGAAAAACUAGAAAUGUAUCAGAAUCGAGUUUUAGUUCUGACAAUAGUAAACAACGUAAGAGUUAUAAAAAUAAUUUAACAGAUUUAACAAUUUCAGAUAGCUCGUCUAGGUCGGUAACUCCAGAGAUUUUGAGAGGUAAAACAUCAAAUCGUUCUGUUACACCUGAAACUAUAAGUAGAAAAUCGAACUUACGUUCUAGUGAUGAAGACCAGAAAUCAAAACUUGCAUUAGAAAAAGCUUGUCAAAAAGUUGGUAAUAAUGUUGAUCAAGUUUCAUCAGAAAUAAAAACAGAACGUCUUAAAAAUGAAAAGCAACCUACACCUUCAGUAGAAACAAAAUCCAAAAGUUUAAUACAAAGUAAAAAUGAAACAAAUAAUAAAGUUAAAGGUAAAAUACGUAAUAGAGUAACUUCCGAUCUAUUAGUUGUUCAACAAUCUCCAGAUAUACAAUCAUUAGGUAGACGUUCUUGUAGCAACAAAAAUUUAUAACAUUUAUAAAACUAUAAAUUAAUUCCAUAUGAAAGACCUUUAUAUUAAAUCAUUU